AUGUUCAAGAGCGGCAUUUCCGCCUUCGCCCGGACGGCUCGUCCCUCCUUCGCGGCGGCGACUCGUCGCGCCGUUCGCCCGGCCCCCCUCAACUUCAGAGCCCCUGCCCUCAGCAGAUUCGCCAGCACGGCCGGUGUUGGUGAUGGCAAGAUCUACCAGGUCAUCGGUAAGCUCGACCGGCCAGACCACAAGCAUGCGCCCACACUAGAGGUGGGACAAUCCGGGAAAAUUCAGCUAACCAUGUCUCUCCCAACCAACAGGUGCCGUCGUCGAUGGUUAGUAACCGCAACACCACCCAGCAAAAACAAUUUUGACAAUGUCGUCCCCGAGAUCAUUGUCGCUGACCCCCUGCCCACAGUCAAGUUCGACACCGAGAAGCUCCCCCCCAUUCUCAACGCCCUUGAGACCCAAAACGGUGGCAACAAGCUUGUCCUCGAGGUCGCGAGUAUGAUCGGGGACACCCAACUGACGUUUGCUAGUGUCGGCCCUGCCACUCUUGGUCGUAUCAUGAACGUCACCGGUGACCCGAUCGACGAGCGUGGACCCAUCAAGACUGACAAGCGCCUCCCCAUUCACGCCGAGGCUCCCGAGUUCAUUGAGCAGUCCACCACCGCCGAGAUUCUCGUUACCGGUAUCAAGGUCGUCGACCUCCUCGCCCCCUACGCCCGUGGUGGAAAGAUUGGUCUCUUCGGUGGUGCCGGUGUCGGCAAGACUGUGUUCAUUCAGGAGCUCAUCAACAACAUCGCCAAGGCCCACGGUGGUUACUCCGUCUUCACUGGUGUCGGUGAGCGUACCCGUGAGGGUAACGAUCUGUACCACGAAAUGCAGGAGACUUCCGUCAUUCAGCUUGAUGGCGAGUCCAAGGUCGCCCUGGUCUUCGGUCAGAUGAACGAGCCUCCUGGAGCCCGUGCCCGUGUCGCCCUUACCGGUCUUACCGUCGCUGAGUACUUCCGUGACGAGGAGGGUCAGGAUGUGUUGCUCUUCAUUGACAACAUUUUCCGCUUCACCCAGGCCGGUUCCGAGGUGUCUGCCCUUCUUGGUCGUAUCCCCUCUGCCGUCGGUUACCAACCCACCCUCGCCGUCGACAUGGGUGGUAUGCAGGAGCGCAUCACCACCACCACCAAGGGUUCCAUUACCUCCGUCCAGGCCGUCUACGUCCCUGCUGACGAUUUGACUGAUCCUGCCCCCGCCACCACCUUCGCCCAUUUGGACGCCACCACCGUCUUGUCCCGUGGUAUCUCCGAGUUGGGUAUCUACCCCGCCGUCGACCCUCUCGACUCCAAGUCUCGUAUGCUCGACCCCCGCAUUGUCGGUGAGGAGCACUACCAGACCGCCACCCGUGUCCAGCAGAUCCUCCAGGAGUACAAGUCUCUUCAGGAUAUCAUUGCCAUUCUUGGUAUGGACGAACUUUCUGAAGCCGAUAAGCUUACCGUCGAGCGUGCCCGCAAGAUCCAGCGUUUCCUGAGCCAGCCUUUCACUGUCGCCCAGGUUUUCACUGGUAUCGAGGGUAAGCUCGUCGACCUCAAGGACACCAUCGCCUCCUUCAAGGCCAUUCUUUCUGGUGAGGGUGAUGACCUCCCCGAGGGUGCUUUCUACAUGGUUGGUGACUUUGCUUCCGCCCGCGCCAAGGGUGAGAAGAUUCUUGCCGAGCUUGAGGCGAGCGCUUAAUUUGGUGGUGGCGAGGUGUAAAAGUGGGAAGGAAUCGGCGACCUGUGUAUAGAAGCGAAAAUGGUUUCCGGGGAGUUCCCUAGCUCAGUCAAGUUUCUUUUGUGAGCUGUGUAUCAAUUGAGUCUUUCCACGUUAUCUCUGUGUGUAUCCCGUCGUUAUGUCUGUUCCAUUUCGUCUGAUGUCUGCGUGUGAAAGUCUCGGCAUUAGAUUUGGUACACAUGGUGGUGGGAUAAAAGGGGGGGCCAAUGGGAGAUUUUGAUUGCUGAUAUAUAGUAAAUGAAGGUUUAGCCUGUGUCGUCCUGUGUGCUUUGUGAAAGAGCAGUUGUCGUAUGGGUGACGGGAUUUUAAGAGUCCGUCGAAUGGAGGGC
This is a messenger RNA of Podospora pseudocomata, 2036 nucleotides long. RefSeq names its product atp2, beta subunit of the F1 sector of mitochondrial F1F0 ATP synthase (gene ATP2). The transcript has 4 exons. The coding region runs from base 1 to 1668 and encodes 555 amino acids. Gene Ontology annotation, biological process: proton transmembrane transport; proton motive force-driven mitochondrial ATP synthesis. The record is from RefSeq and is a predicted model, not a curated record. NCBI's taxonomy places the organism in Eukaryota, Fungi, Ascomycota, Sordariomycetes, Sordariales, Podosporaceae. Gene Ontology annotation, molecular function: ATP binding; proton-transporting ATP synthase activity, rotational mechanism; ATP hydrolysis activity.